AUGACACCUCAAGGCACAAUAUCCGAGGACGAGCGUUAUCGUACAUCGACACAAUACCGUCUUUGGUCUUUCACGCGCCCCUCUAUUCACUCCCUGCGCACAACCACCAACCAACUCGCAGCCGAAAAUGUGCGAGAAGCGGUUCGCCGGGCAAGAGAAACGCGCGCCGUAGCCUCUGCCGACGUCAGUGAAGCUGAUACCGAGAAUAGCAGACCUGCCAGUGCAGCACCCGAGGGACCGCCCGAUGUGGAGGUGGAUUGCCUCACGGUGGAGGAGGAACUCAAGUUGGUAAUGUUUUAUUGCAGGCAGACGAUCCAGCUGGGCGACCACUUGAAGCUCCCUACCGAAGUAAAGGCAACAGCGAUCCAAUACAUGAAGCGGUUCUACAUAACUAAUUCCCUUAUGACCUACGACCCCGCCUCCAUCCUAAAAACUGCGCUCUUCUUUGCUACAAAAACCGAAAACCACUACUUCCGCCUCACCAAAUUUGCCGAAGCAAUUGGGAAAACGAAGCCAGAAGAUGUGCUCGCGAGUGAAUUCCUCCUCACACAAGGCUUGCGGUUCACGUUUGACGUACGGCAUCCCUUCCGUGCUCUCGAAGGCGCGGUUAUGGAAAUGCAGGGUAUGGCAAACAACACAAUUCCAGUUCACAGUACCUUUGAAGGGAGGAAACCGACAAGCAUGGCCCGGAGAGUGAAAGAAGCUCACGGCAAAGCGAGAGAAUAUCUGAAAACCAGCGCGCUGCUUACCGAUGUUUAUUUCCACUACACCCCAAGCCAAAUCAUGACGGCUUCCUUAUUCAUCGCGGAUGAAGAACUGAUAAAUUGGUAUAUGGCAACAAAAUUGCAAGAAGGCAGUGAAGUCCAUGGCAAGGUCGUCAAAGCAGUAUCCGACUGCGCUUCAAUGUUACAAGCUAUCCCACCAACUGCCGAGCCCUCAGCAGCAGAGAGGAAGGAUAUCGCCGCCCUAGGAAAGAAGCUAAAAAAGUGCCGAAAUCCAGAAAAAAUCGAUCUCGUGGGGUUGCAAAGGGCGAAACGGGAAGGCGAACUGGCAGCGGAUGACAAAAUUAUUAAAAAAAGGAAGUUAGAAAGGGAAAAGUCGACGAAGGAAGGGGAGGAUCUGUUUGGGCCUGGGAUUAAGAAAGACUAA
Molecule: messenger RNA, 1149 nt
Organism: Venustampulla echinocandica
Lineage: Eukaryota; Fungi; Ascomycota; Leotiomycetes; Helotiales; Pleuroascaceae
Exons: 2
Coding region: 1-1149 (382 amino acids)
Biological process (GO): regulation of cyclin-dependent protein serine/threonine kinase activity; regulation of transcription by RNA polymerase II
Cellular component (GO): nucleus; transcription factor TFIIK complex
Molecular function (GO): cyclin-dependent protein serine/threonine kinase regulator activity
Source: RefSeq, a predicted model, not a curated record